This is a messenger RNA of Triticum dicoccoides, 820 nucleotides long. RefSeq names its product subtilisin-chymotrypsin inhibitor CI-1C-like. Gene Ontology annotation, molecular function: serine-type endopeptidase inhibitor activity. The record is from RefSeq and is a predicted model, not a curated record. Lineage: Eukaryota; Viridiplantae; Streptophyta; Magnoliopsida; Poales; Poaceae. Gene Ontology annotation, biological process: response to wounding. Bases 176 to 514 code for a protein of 112 amino acids. The transcript has a single exon.
GAUCCAGAGGUGGGGGGCGACGGAGGCGGGCGGAUCUGGAAGACGACCUGGGUGGAGACGAGGAGAGAAUUCAAAACUGAAGGGUAACCUGGUCAUUUCGCUGCUUUUUCACCUGGUCGGAAAAAACCCCAGCGUCAUGUAUUUCGGAACGGAGGGAGUAAAUAGCAAGUAGGCAAUGGAAUCAGCGGGGGCGACCACCAGCGUCGGCGCCGAGAAGAAUUCAUGGCCGGAGGUGGUCGGCCUGUCUUCGGAGGAGGCCAAGAAGAAGAUCACAGAGCACAAGCCCGACGCCGGCGCCGAGAAGAAUUCAUGGCCGGAGGUGGUCGGCCUGUCUUCGGAGGAGGCCAAGAAGAAGAUCACAGAGCACAAGCCCGACGCCGGCGCCGAGAAGAAUUACGUCCACGUCGUUCCGCCCGACGCCUUCUGUCACCAUGGAUUACAACACCGGCCGAGUCAAGGUGUUCGUCGACUCCAGCGACAAGGUCACGAAAGCUCCCAGGAUUGGCUUAGCUAGCUGGGCUCAUCCUUACGUUUGUACCAAUAAAUGAGGACGUAAUUCUGUUUAGCUGUACCCUGUAAGCUUGUGUACUGAUGUAUUCAGAAGAUGCUCCAGUGCGCCUAGAUCUAAUGUAGAGAAGAUACAAAAGGAGAUCAGGCUGGGGAAUAGUUAAAGUAAUGAAAUACCGAUACAUGCAAGAAAAUUUAGUGCAAAUGUAGAUUACAACCAUACCACUAACAGCUCGUUUGGCUCCCCUGAUUUCAUUUCAUUUGGCUGAAAUGAAAUGAAAUGAAAUCUCUAUCAAGAUUUCAUUUGGCUGAA